Molecule: messenger RNA, 1227 nt
Organism: Penicillium maclennaniae
Lineage: Eukaryota; Fungi; Ascomycota; Eurotiomycetes; Eurotiales; Aspergillaceae
Product: aminotransferase class I/II-fold pyridoxal phosphate-dependent enzyme
Exons: 3
Coding region: 1-1227 (408 amino acids)
Biological process (GO): biosynthetic process
Molecular function (GO): transferase activity; pyridoxal phosphate binding
Source: RefSeq, a predicted model, not a curated record
AUGACUCUCGUCGACUCUCUGAAGACUGCAUUGGUCCGUCGAGAGGCCAAGGAAGCCCGCCGCAGCCUAACACUCGUGCCGCAAGACGGGAGGGACUUCUCGUCCAAUGAUUUCUUAUCCCUCUCAACAUCUCCGGCGUACCGAAGUCGCUAUCUGGGCCACUUGAACAAUGCCUCAGAAAAUACCCAUUUUGCCAGCGGGGGAUCCCGAUUACUGGACGGCAACUCUGCCUAUGCCGAGGAACUGGAGCGCUUCAUUGCUGCAUUCCAUGAAGCGCCAAUGGCUCUUCUGUUUAAUUCCGGAUACGACGCAAAUGUGGGCGUCCUUUCCAGUGUGCCUCAACCAGGCGAUGUCAUCUUGUACGAUGAGCUUAUUCAUGCAAGUGUUCACGAGGGUAUGAGGCUCUCCCGGGCUGGGAAAAGAAAGAUGUUUACUCAUAGCUCUCCCACGGCUUUGAGGGAGGUUCUCAAGACCGAAAUUGCUACUGACCUUGAGGUACAAAAUGGAUCGCGGAAUGUCUUUAUCUUAGUCGAAUCCAUAUACAGUAUGGAUGGGGAUAUGGCGCCUCUCAAGGAGUUCAUUGCGGUUGUUGACGACCUCCUUCCCCGCGGGAACGGCUAUUUUAUUGUCGACGAGGCGCAUGCGACGGGUGUCUUCGGGCCUCGGGGAGCCGGUGUGGUACAGCAACUCGGUGUUCAAGACCGAAUCUUCAUCCGUGUACAUACUUUCGGGAAAGCGCUAGCGAGUCAUGGAGCCGUGGUUCUUUGUGGGUCUGAAACGAGAGACUACCUCAUCAAUUACGCCAGGAGUCUAAUUUAUACAACCGCUCUCGGCUUCCCAUUCCUGGCCUCCAUCCGCACCGCUUACGAGCUUCUAUCAUCGGGGGAGACCGAGCAGUUACAAGAACGCCUCCAGCGGUUAAUCCGUUAUCUACAUCAACGCCUGGGCAGUCUCCAGAUAGACUCAUCAGUCACGCUAUUUGAGGUCGACCACUUCCCAACAUCCCCCAUUUUCUCGAUUAGGACAUCGCAGCCACGUCUUCUAGCAAGUCAUUGUCGGAUGCAUGGAUAUAUCGCACGAGCCAUCAUGGCUCCUACUGUUCCGGAGGGAAAGGAACGUGUGCGUGUAUGUCUGCAUGCGGGCAAUACCGAAGAGGAAAUUGAUGGUUUGGUAGAUCUCGUUCAGAGGUGGCUAGAUUCCCAAUUGCGCAUGGGUGCUAAAUUAUGA